AUGGACGUGGCGGGAGGCAAUGCGAAGCGCCCGGCGCUCGGGGUGAUUGCGGCCGCAGACGCCCUGCGGGCGAACAUGCAGGUCUCCGGCGUGCACGAGCAGAGGCAGUGCGAGCAGGCGGAGCCCGGCCCCGGCGCACGGCGCACGGCGGAUCUCGCGACGGCGCAGGGUCUUGAGUGCAACGAGGGUCCUGUCUACGCGCCCAUUGUGGAGGAUAUUGACUUGCGCGACGCGCGCAAUCCCCAAAUGGUCACAGCCUACAUUGGCGACAUAAUGGCGUCUCUCCGCGACCGUGAGCUGCGCCGCCUGCCCCGCGGGGACUACAUGGCCACCCAGACGGACAUCAACCGCGACAUGCGCGCGAUCCUCGUGGACUGGCUCGUGGAGGUGGCGGAGGAGUACCGCCUGCUGUCCGACACCUUCUACCUGGCGGUGAACUACAUCGACCGCUUCCUGUCCUCCGUGAACGUCAUGCGCUCGCAGCUCCAGCUCGUGGGCGUCGCGUGCAUGCUCGUCGCGUCCAAGUACGAGGAGAUCUACGCCCCGCAAGUGGACGAGUUUUGCUACAUCACCGACAACACCUACUCGCGGGAGGAGGUGCUGGACAUGGAGACGCGCGUGCUCGACACGCUCGAGUUCGAGCUGACCACGCCCACGACGAAGACCUUCCUCCGGCGGUUCGUCAAGGCCGCCGGCGCGCGCUCCACGCUCGAGAUGCUGGCGUCCUACAUGGCCGAGGCGUCGCUGCUCGACUACCGCCUCGUGCACGUGCCGCCGUCGCGGAUCGCCGCCGCCGUCGUGCUGCUCGCGUCCUGGGUCAUGGCCUUCCACGACGAGACCCCCAUCGACCCGGCGAGCCUCUGGGACGCCACCACGCACCACUACACGGGCUACCACUCGGCCGACCUCCAGGGGCCCUGCGAGGUCGUCUUCGAGGUCUACCGCGCCGUGACGCACUCGGAGCCGCUCCGGAGCGCGCCGGACUCGCAGGGCGCGCGCCUCCCGGCCAUCCGCGAGAAGUACAGCACGCCGCGCUUCCGCAACGUCGCGCGCGCCGUGCCGCCGGCGGACCUCCCGGACGCGCUCUUCCACCGAGCGCCCGUCGUGGCCAGCCCGCUGCGGACCUCGCGCUCGUGA
This is a messenger RNA of Pedinophyceae sp. YPF-701, 1137 nucleotides long. The record is from the annotation of a GenBank genome assembly. NCBI's taxonomy places the organism in Eukaryota, Viridiplantae, Chlorophyta, Pedinophyceae.